CAGGCAUUGGAACUCGGCCAUGAUGAGUUGAGUUAUAUGUGGAAAUUGGUUAUGGUUGCAGUUGGGAUAUACAUAUUCUUUCUUUUGGAAAGUGUUAUGAAAAUGUACCUCCAUUUCAAAACCCUCAACGUAAGUUUUUUAAUAUGUUCAAUGUUGCUUUGGAAAAUUAUCUGUAAACAGGGCCUUUUCUAGACGCGAUAAUUGGGGAUGUGUGUGUAAAUUUUUUAUAUAUUCAUGUUCACAUGCCGUAAAAACAAUCGAAAGAAAUCCGUGGGGCAGAACACGAAUAUAUGAAUAUACACCCCCCUCCCCAAUUAUCGCGCUAGGAAUUAACGGCCCUCUCUGUAAAGUAUAAUUAUGUCGUUUUGGAUUUUACAUAUACAGCUAUUUCAAUUUAGGUUGUCCACGAGCAAAGCUUUGAAAAUUCAUUAAUUUGUUAACAAUUCGCAGCGGCCUAUCGCGCUCGUAUUCGACUUUUCCGCUUUGCUCGUAAGUGUUGAUGUUUUAGCCAUCUCAGAACAUUGGUUAUACGCCGAUGAGCUUACUAUAUUAGACAAUUUACAUAACGAUUUUUUGUAUUAUGCAAAGACAAGCGAACAAAAUAAUAUGAACACAAGAUGGAAGCGAGGUCAGGGGGGCGUCGCGAUUGUUUGGAAAAAACAUCUCAAGGCACAACGAUUAUUACUCGGAAAUGAUAGGAUCGUAGCAAUUAAAUUUCGAAUGAAUAAUCAGAAUUAUGUUUUCUGUAGUAUCUAUUUUCCAUCAACGAACAGUAACUUGGCUGAUUUUAUCGACACUCUAACUUGCCUUAAUACAGUGUGCACUCAAUUAAGUUACAGAGAAGAGCAAAUCAUUAUUGCAGGCGAUUUUAACGUACAUGUAUCGGAUCCACGUUCAGGUCAACGUGAAAAUAAUAGAGGAAAACUACUCCUUGAAAUGUUUGCUGAAUUUGACAUGUUUCCAGUUAACGUGGAUAUGCCCUGUAUGGGUCCGCUAUUCACGUAUUACUCAAGUUGUGGUAACAGUGUUGUUGAUUACAUUUUUGCGAGUAAGAACAUCGAAAGAAUUGUAAAGUGUGUUAAAGUUGGCGACGAACAUCCGUGCAAUUUAUCUUAUCAUUUGCCGUUGAUUGCUGGCAUUGAAAUUUCUGCUGGUAUAAACUGCCAUGAAUCAUCUAAUAAUUUAGAAAAUGAGUAUGAACGAAUCGCGUGGAGGAAAUGUGCUUCGGAACAAGUACUAGAAUAUCAAAGGAGAUUAAAUGAUACAAUCAUAACAAUGGAUGAUACCUUAUACACCAGUGAUGACGUUGAGAACUAUUAUCGUUUGAUCUGUCGCAGCAUAAAAAGCAGCGACAAAUGUCUACCUCGUGCGAAGUAUAAGAAGUCCAUCAAGCCCUACUGGAAUAAUGAACUCAAGCGAUUAAAGACAGCUUCUAUGGAGCUUCAUAAGAAAUGGACCUCAGAAGGACGUCCAAGAGGAGAACAGUAUGAAAGUUUUCGGUUAUACAAAGAUGCAAAGCGUCUGUUCAAGAAGGAACAACGUAAAAUGGUACGAAAAACAGAGGAGAAUGAUUUCAAAGAGCUUAGUGAGGCUUCCGAGAUCGAUCACAUCAGGUUUUGGAAAUAUGUAAACCGACGUAGAAAGAAGAAAAGAUCAACUAAUGUGCUCACAACGAAUGAUGGAAGAACUAUCUUAAAUCCAGAAGAAAUAGCAGAUGUGUGGGCUAAUUACUAUGAAAAACUUUUAACUCCUGAGGAAAAUACAAAUUUUGAUGAUGACUUCAGGGAGUAUAUCGAUAUUGAGGUUAGUGACAUAACAAAAAACUCCUUAGCUGAAUUUGAUGAUAUCUUUCAGGAUCCCAUAACUUUAAAAGAGAUCGAGGAUGUGCUAACAGAAUUACCAAAUAAUAAAGCUCCCGCGGGUGAUGAUGGCAUAACGUAUGAACAUAUUAAGUACUCUGGGGACAUUCUGGCUGCCAAGCUGUUAAUACUUUAUAAUAAGAUCAUUGAAUUGGAGUACAUCCCAAGACAAUUUAAGUUAGGAAUCAAAAUUCCAAUUCCAAAGGGAGGGAAGAGCUGUGCAUCAAAAUUCGAUGAUCACAGAGGAAUUACUCUUCUUUGUACUUUUAACAAAAUUUUCGAACGUUUAGUACUCAACAGGCUUCAAAAUAAAAUAAGAUGUCGACCCCACCUGCUUCAAGGGGCCUACCAAGCUGAGCGUGACGCCUUGACGACUUCAUUUGUUAUUGACGAGUCAACUAAGCAUUGUUGCGAGGAAAACGAUAAAGUAUUUGCCUGCUAUGUUGAUGUCUCAAAGGCAUUUGAUAAAGUAUGGAUAAAUGGUAUGUUGUUUAAAUUAUAUCACAACGUAAAUAUUAGAGGAAAGUGCUGGAGGCUAAUAAAAGGUUGGUACUCAGACAUGGAGGAAUAUGUCUUUUAUAAUGGUAAACGUUCCAGACAGUAUGAUAUCUUACAGGGGGUUCGACAAGGUGGGGUAUUAUCGCCAUGGCUAUUUCUUCUCUUCAUUGAUGACAUGAUAAGCGAGCUGGAAAAGCUAUCCACUGGUAUAGUUAUUCAAAAUUUGUUUGUUGGAUCACCAAUGUUUGCUGACGAUCUUACGCUAAUGUCAAGAUUAAAACGAGGUCUUGAUAACAUGCUUGUACAAGUUCAUAACUAUAGCCUAAAAUGGAGACUUAGCGAAAAACGAGAUAACAUAUCGGCAGUUACGAACAGAAGAUGGCUUAUAGGAGGUAAAGAAAUCAUGGAGAAAAGUAUCUGGCAUAAUCUUGGAAAAGAUUGGCACACCGACGUUUCCAGCCUUAUUCCAAUACUAGAGGCUGCGAAGAAAGGUCAGGCUAUCGGCAUUGGCUUAGCAAAUCUGGGAUGUAGAUUUAACGGGAUGAAUCCAUUGGUGGCGACUAAGCUGUGGGCACGGAUUGCUCUGCCGAAAAUGUUGUACGGUGCUGAGUUGUGGACACUUAAUCGAGAAAAACUAUCAAAAUUGGAAAAGGUACAGAAUAUAUUUUUAAGAGUAUGUCUGGGUUUACUUAGUGGUACCUCGGGUUCAGCUGCACGUGGACUUCUUGGUCUCUGGACGGUCGGAGCAGAAAUAGACAAACGAAAGCUUCUGUUUCUCAGACGACUAAUAUGUGCAAGUGAGGACUGUGUACAUCGCAGGGUAUUCAUGAUACGACUUAAUAGAUGGAGAUGGAAUCCGAACAAAAUCACUGGUUUUGUACCAGAUUUAGUUAGAAUCUUACAGAAGUAUUGCUUGUGGGAGUAUAUGGACAAUUUUCUGCAGUCUGGAAAUUUUCCCAGCAAAUCUGAAUGGAAGAAAACAGUAAUUGAGAAUAUUAAUCAUGCGGAGAUUGAGUUUUGGAAGAUCAAAACGCAACGUUAUAAACAAUUAGGAUUAUACAGCCAAGUCGUAAAAGAACCAAUGCGUAACAUGUGGCUGCAGUUUGCUCUCGAAAGCAGCGAGAUGGCCAACCAAGUGGCAAUUAUUGUUAAAGUUCUUUGUGGGUCAUUCUAUGUGAAUGGUGUGCGAUUUGCUGGAGAAAAAACACAAUUUCAUUGUAUGUCUUGUGGUAACUACUACACAAAUCCUGUAAAACAUGCUAUGUUGCAUUGUUGUGAAACACAAUUAGCAAGAACAAAAUUAUGGGAACGUAUCACAGAUUUCUUUCCAGUGGAAUUCGUAGCAAACAUUAAUUCGUUAGAUGAGGACAAUUUGAUGCAGACGAUCUUUGGAAACAUGCAAUUCAUGGAGGGACAUAAUAAUAACCAAGUACAAAAUUUUUAUAUUAUAGUUGCUGAGUCUAUUUCAAAGAUAAUAACAAUAUCCAGUUACAUUGACAUUUAUUUGGAUUCAGAAACUAUUUACUAGUUUGUGUGUUGUUUGUCUUUUUUAAACUAAUUUUAAUUAAUUAUUUAUAAUUGUAAAUAUUCGUAUCUUCAAAUAUGGAGGCAUUAAAGAAUUAUACUUACUUACUUACUUACUUACUUACUUACUUACUUACUUACUUACUUACUUACUUGCUUGCUUGCUUGCUUGCUUGCUUGCUUGCUUGCUUGCUUGCUUGCUUGCUUGUUUGUUUGUUUGUUUGCUUGCUUGCUUGCUUGCUUGCUUGCUUGCUUGUAGUACGAUUUGCAAUAGUACGAUUUGCAGACACGCAUGUUUCGGCAUCCCACCACUCAUCAGUGCGUAGACAUCUUAUUGAUGUAAUGGUCUUGUUAGGGACAGACCAUUAGAAAAGUGAUGGGGGGGGGAUUUUCUAAGAGGCAAUAUUUUUUUGUAUACCUAUAGAAAUAUUUUUUUCUCACUUGAUGGCUGGAAAUAUUUUUUAAGUGAAUUUUAUAGGCUUAUCUUCCAAGCAAGGAAUUUUUUUUGUCCUAUGCCUGGGAAGAUUUUUCCCCCUAUUUUUUUCUGGGAAUAUUUUUUUUUUGGUUUUGCCCCCCCCCCCCUCCCCAUCACUUUUCUAAUGGUCCGUCCCUUAAUUAACUGAUGUUAACUGAUUCUAUUGUGACGUUUCUUUUAAUGACGUUUCCAUUGUUAAUCAUUCUAUGAUUACGUCAUUGUCAGCUCCUUUAACUGCCCACCGUAUUGGUGUGUGUGUGCGUGUGUGGUGUGGGGGAGGGGGUCUACUGACGUCCAUGAUGAAGACUAUGGGCUUAGCAGCAACCUCACUCAUUGAAUUGUUCGAUCUUAACAAUGCGAUGUGCAGAAAUCAGAAUAUAACUGGUACAAUUAUAAUGCAUGUGAUAUGUGCUAUCUAAAUCGUAGUGAAAAUCCGCCUCCACUGAUGCACUCUCAUUGCUAUUUUACCUAUAUUGAUAGUCCGAUCCAAAUGCGAAUGAAAUAAAAGUGAAUUCUUAUACAAAUGAUUCAGCUCAUGGGCAUAGUCACCAUUUACCAACUGAAUCUGGUGGACUGUCGCACGUCCCAGAAACGUUUCCUGAAAUGACAGACGAAAAGAAACUAAAUGUGCCGCAGAAUAAAAAGAUCGCUACAGUGGCAUGGAUGAUCGUGAUAGGCGAUGGACUCCACAACUUUAUCGAUGGUUUAGCCAUCGGUGCAUCUUGCAGUACUUCCGUCUUAUCUGGUCUGAGUACAUCACUUGCUAUUUGUUGUGAAGAAUUGCCUCAUGAACUGGGUAGGUUUUUUUAG
Paramuricea clavata is the source of this 5166-nucleotide messenger RNA. NCBI's taxonomy places the organism in Eukaryota, Metazoa, Cnidaria, Anthozoa, Malacalcyonacea, Plexauridae. The record is from the annotation of a GenBank genome assembly.